Molecule: messenger RNA, 1539 nt
Organism: Rubroshorea leprosula
Lineage: Eukaryota; Viridiplantae; Streptophyta; Magnoliopsida; Malvales; Dipterocarpaceae
Source: the annotation of a GenBank genome assembly
GUACAAGUCUUCUUUCAAUCUACUUUCUCUUUCUUCGCUCUUUCUUCCUCUUCCGUUCGCCGGCUGCUCAUCGGCUGAUUAAAAAAAUACAAGCCGCCAUGUCCAAUUCACCCUCGUUGACGCCGACGGCAGACGAAUCGGACGCCGUUAGGCUGGAACACUGGUGCCACCAGUGCCUCAAACGCGUAGCCGUCGAAACGGUAGAGAAUAGUCCUGAAGUAAUCUGCAACGAGUGCAAAAAUGGAUUCGUGGAAGCCAUCCAAGCGAUACCUUCCGAUGCUGAUCGAGAUGAUUCUUCUCUUUCCUCCCAGUUCGAAUAUGUUCUGCGGCUUUUAAGGCAGGUGGCGGGUGAGGACGACGGCGUUCAGCCGCCGACUCAGGAUCCCCCAACUGAAGACGAUUUCUUCGGAGUUGAGCUUGACGGGUGGUACAACGAUGAGGACGACGAUGAGGAGAACGAGAACGAUAAUGAAGAAAACGAAGAGGGAAACAACGACAACGUCGAAGAAGAAGAUCGAUCUGUUGAUCAGAAUGAAGAGAAUAGGAACACCGGCGAUGACAGUGAGGAAGAUCUUAGGCGAAUUACCCGCGAGGUGCUCCUGCGUCGGGCCCGAAACCAGUCCCGAAGGAGAUCUAGGCAAAAUCAAUGGACGGAGAUCCGGAUGGGCCUUGGCAACUCCAUCGAGCUACGCUUCGAACUUUCCGAUUCCGACCGCUAUAUUGGCAAUCCAGAGGACUAUGUCGACGCCGCUGGCUUUGAGGACCUGCUCCAGAACUUGGCUGAGAGUGAUAUUGGAAGGAGGGGAGCCCCACCGGCUGCAAAAUCAGCGGUUUCUGGGUUGCCGACAGUGGAGAUCUUAAAGGAGGCGGAGGCGGUUGUGUGUGCUAUAUGUAAGGAUGUCGUCGGUGUUGGAGAAUUUAUGAAGAAGUUGCCCUGUGGCCAUGGUUACCACGGUGACUGUAUCGUGCAGUGGUUGGGUACGAGGAAUUCGUGCCCUGUGUGUAGGUUCGAGUUACCUACUGAUGACGCUGAGUACGAGGAGGAGAGGAAGAAGAGAGGGUUGGCCAGUGUUGAUGGAGCUUCUGCUUCUGCUUCUGCUUCUGCUUCAGGUGUGAGUGACUCGGGUUCAAGUUGAUUCGAAUUGGAUAUCAAGACCAUGCCUUGGCUCUUCUAUGUCUGUUGAUUGAUUCUUUCGAAUUCAAGCCUUAUGGGAAUUUGAUGAGCUGCUUUCUCCACAGAUGAUGCUGGGCAUUGGCACUUAUGGAUUACUGUCCUAGCCAAAAUCUUUUCAGUUCUCUUCUCUCAUUCUAUUUUCGUUUUGCCUUUUCCUUGUAUAUUCUUUGCAAUUGAGUCAAUUGACUGGAAAAGAGAGAAAAGAAAUGGGCAAGAGAUGUUCUAGUUUGGGCCAAGGUCCAAAGCAGAUGCUCCUUUUUCCUUUUAUAAUGGCCUUUUAAUUGUAUACCCUGUGAUCGUUUUAUUGCAUGGAGUCAUGGAUAUGUUGCUAGAUUUUGAGCAGUUCCUGCGGUGACCAAUUUAUC